AUGAAAAGUUAAAUUUUUAUCUUAUUUGGAAUUUUUGUAGCUUUUGUUGUAUACUUGAGAACAUUAGAGAUUAAUGAAUAAGUAUAAAGACUUAAAUUUGCACCUGAAGUCAAUACUCCUGGAGAUGUAUUAAAAGAUGGAAAUUUAGUUGUGAAUGGAUUUGCAAGAAGAGAUAUUAGGAAAUUUGAUUCUUCUUAAAUAUCUUUAUUAAAUAGAUUGUUUAGAUUCAAAUAAUGGGAUUAUUUCCAUCUUGUAACAUCUGAUAUUUAUCUUGCCAUUGCUUUUGUAGAUUUGGGAUAUGUACAAAGCAUUUAAUUUACAUUUUAUUCUGUCAAAAAUAAUUACUUCAUUCAUAAGGAUAAAGUAGUGUAUCCAUUUUAAACUAGACAAUUUACUUUAGAAGAUGAAUGUACUCUCAAAGGUAAUUUAACAAGAACUUUUAAAUCUGAUUCAAUCUAUGUAGAAUAUAAAGGAUGGUUACAUAAUGGUAUUGAAAUGAGAAGUAUCUAAAUUAUUUUUGAUGGAUUUGAUGCUUCUUUUAUUAUGGAAUCACAUUAGAAAGAUGAUCUAUUUAUAUUAAAACCUUUUACUGAAAAAGGAGAUAAAUUUUUCUACAGUAGAAAAGCAUAUGGAUGGCAUGCAUAUGGCUCAAUUAAAUAUGAUAAAUAAUCCCAUAAAUUUACAAAGGCAAAUGCUGGUAUGGAUUAUGGUAGAGGAAUCUUUAAUUAUGCAACAUUCUGGUUAUGGGUAUCAGGUAUGGGAUUCUCAUAGGAUCAUAGAAUUGGAUUUAAUUUGGGAGCUGCUGGAGAUAAUGUUAAAGGUAAGGAAACAUCAGAUGAAGGUAUAUUUAUAGACAAUGAAUUAUUUAUUCUUAGUGAUUUGGAAUAUAGUUUUGACCUUAAUGAUCUUAAUAAGAAGAUUAUUGUAAAGGGAAAAGAUUUUUAUUUAGAAUUCAUUCCAAAAACAACUCAUCUUUUCACUGAAGAUUUAUUAUUAAUAGAUGUUAAGUUUAGAUAGUUGAUAGGAGUAUUCAAUGGAAAAUUUAAGGAUAUUGAAUUCUCAGAUAUUGUUGGUCUUGUUGAACUUAAUAGAGCUAAAUGGUGAU
Paramecium pentaurelia is the source of this 1105-nucleotide messenger RNA. Lineage: Eukaryota; Ciliophora; Oligohymenophorea; Peniculida; Parameciidae. The record is from the annotation of a GenBank genome assembly.